Closterium sp. NIES-67 is the source of this 698-nucleotide messenger RNA. Lineage: Eukaryota; Viridiplantae; Streptophyta; Zygnematophyceae; Desmidiales; Closteriaceae. The record is from the annotation of a GenBank genome assembly.
GUUGACCCAAAUUGCAGAAAUUUUGUUUCAAGUUUAUUAAUCUUGAAACUGCCCUUCUGGUAACCCAGUUCCGCAAAACGAGAGGGAAAACUAAGAUCGCGCACCAAAAAGACGGGAAACAUCUGGGCGGUUGCAGCCGAUUCCGCCACCAGAGCAUCCGCAACAGCAGGUGACGAUGGAUUUUGUCACGGGAUUGCCUGCCAAGGACAGCUGCAACGCGGCAUUUGUCAUCGUCGACAAGCUAACUAAGAAGUCUCACUUUGCUGCCUACAAGAAAAGCAUCUCAGCCGAAGAAACAGCGAGUCUAUUCAUCGCGACCGUCGUUCGACUCCACGGCAUCCCAUCUGCCAUCAGUUCUGACCGUGACACGAAAUUUACGAGCAACUUCUGGUGCAGCCUUUGGGACCAAUUCAGCACGCGCCCACAGUUCUCUUCCGCCUACCACUUCGAGACUGGCGGACAUACUGAACAAGCCAAUCAGACAAUGGAGCAGUUGAUUCGCGCCACCUGCAAUGACAUGUCCGACUGGAAGCAGCAACUGCCUUUGAUUGAGUUUGCGUAUAAUAAUGCCCUGUCAGCCACUACCCGACAAUCACCAUUCUACCUAAACUACGGACAAAACUCCACUGUACCAAUCACGCCCAACAUCGACGAUCCUCCACAUAAUUGUUAGAAUAGCUUGAAAAGGUGGACCAUGA